Molecule: messenger RNA, 1452 nt
Organism: Cuscuta campestris
Lineage: Eukaryota; Viridiplantae; Streptophyta; Magnoliopsida; Solanales; Convolvulaceae
Source: the annotation of a GenBank genome assembly
AACAAGGCACUACCGACCGCCUGAAGAUUCCGUGCGAAGUCUUGAGAAAAGGCCAGUAGAGCGAAGCUGUUCGGUUGAGUUGGAUCUCCGAGUUGAGACUCGGUUUUGGAUACCUUUAUCUUUCCUUUCUUCCUCCUCCUCAUACAGAUACAGUUGCACCCUCGAUCCAUCUAUACCUUAUACUCCCGCAUACAUUUUGAAUAACUUAUAUACUCCGUUCAAGUUUGAGAAUUGCAAAUUGUGUAACCAUUCAUCAUCACAGCGGCGGAGUCAUGGAGACGAACAGUCAAUCCCCCGACUUUGAUUACCUGUUCAAGUUGCUGAUGAUCGGAGACUCCGGCGUCGGGAAGAGCACUCUUCUCCUCAGCUUCACAUCUGAAACCUUCGAGGAUCUCUCCCCCACAAUAGGUGUGGACUUUAAGGUGAAAUAUGAGACUAUUGAAGGGAAAAAGCUGAAGCUGGCAAUCUGGGAUACAGCUGGUCAGGAAAGAUUUAGAACACUUACAAGUUCGUAUUACAGAGGAGCACAAGGGAUCAUCAUGGUUUAUGAUGUAACAAGGCGAGAUACUUUUACCAAUCUUAGUGAGAUUUGGGCCAAAGAGAUCGAUCUUUACUCCACAAAUCAAGAUUGCAUCAGAAUGCUGGUUGGGAACAAAGUUGACAGGGACAACGAAAGGGCUGUAACAAAAAAAGAAGGCAUAGACUUUGCUAGGGAUCGCGGGUGCCUCUUUAUUGAAUGCAGUGCUAAAACACGUGUGAAUGUGCAGCAAUGCUUUCAGGAGCUUCUCCUGAAGAUUCUUGACACUCCAAGCCUUGUGGGUGAGGGCUCAAAGGCCAUCAAAAAGAACAUUUUCAAGGAGAAGCCACCACAGGCCAGUGAUUAUUCAACCAGCAGUUGUUGCUGAUCUUUUUUUUCUUUUCCUUGUUUCUCCCAAUCAACUUUCUUACAAUAUAUUGAUCAUAUUAAUAUAUCUCUGAACUAGUUAAUACUCACUAAACUAUGCACAAAGUUCUGUAUGUAUUAUCAUAUAUUAUAUGGCCUGACAUGUACAAGAAUGUCACUAGUCAAAAUCUGUUAAUGGCAGUUUUGGCAUUUAUCUCUAAUGGCAAAUGCCGACCUUGUCACCGUGAAACGAGAUUUAAAUAAAAAAUUCGCUUGACAUUUGAAAAUGACAACUGCUUAUAAAUAUUAAAUUUACAGACUCUGGAUCGCGACCCAUUUAAAAAAAAAUAUUUUCAGAGUAAUGCGGAAGUACAAAAAUAAUCAAAUCAUGACACAUUUAAAAAAAUCUGAUGAUCAACAUUUGCCUGCCAUCCUUGCAUCUCCUCUGACUCAAUGCCUUCCGGGAGUGGUUCCAUCAUUGUCUUCUUGUUACCUACGUGUAGUCAACGAAAAAUACAAACUACACGCUCAGCGAAACCGCUGAGUGGUACCACGCUAGAAUUGUAGAA